Messenger RNA from Maylandia zebra (zebra mbuna), 1371 nucleotides. RefSeq names its product M-phase phosphoprotein 6 (gene mphosph6). NCBI's taxonomy places the organism in Eukaryota, Metazoa, Chordata, Actinopteri, Cichliformes, Cichlidae. The record is from RefSeq and is a predicted model, not a curated record. Gene Ontology annotation, biological process: maturation of 5.8S rRNA.
CGCCCCUGGGCUGCACAUCAGAGCUCGAUUAGCAGGGCUGGAGAAGCAGCUCGGCGCUCGGUUCUUUCUGCCUCUGUUUAGCGUGGCGUUAGCUCGGUGUGCAGCACCGAGGGUCCUCCGGUUCGGUUAGCCGCAUUCUCUUGGAUUAAAGAUGGCGAGUGAGUCGGUGAAGCUGUCCAAAAACCUGCUGCGGAUGAAGUUCAUGCAGAGACGUCUGGAUGCAGAGACGAAGAAGCAGCUGGAGGAGGACGAGCGGAGGAUCAUCAGUGAUGAGCACUGGUACCUGGACCUACCCGAGCUCAAGGCUAAAGAGAACCUGAUCAUCGAGGAGAGGAGUUUCGUUCCCUGCGAGGAUCUGAAGUAUGGCCGACUCUCCUUCAGAGGCUUCAAUCCUGAAGUUGAGAAGCUGAUGGCUCUGAUGAACCCCAGAGAGGAAGAGGAGGAGGAAGAGGAGGACCUGAGCCGGAUGCAAACAGAUGUCACAGAUGAAGAAAUGGCUCUGAGGUACGAGAGUUUAGUUGGAAGCAUGAAGAAGAAGUUUGCAACGAAGCGAGAGCGAGUGGCGCAGGAGGCGGACGAGGAGAACCACGAGGCGGCGAAGAGAGCAUUCGUGAAGCCUCAGGACUGAAGACGCUCGCGCUCCAGAUGUUUUUAGACGUGAGGCUGGCGUGGAGCAGCAGCUGUGUGGAUGUUAUACAUCCUGCUUUUAUUCCACGAGGAGGACACGAGCAGCCUCAGAGCUCCUGAGAGCUGCAUGUUUAUUCCCUGUUUGUUUUUUAACUCUGUAUGUGACUCACCUGAGGGGUGUUUAAAGCCACGCCUCCUCCACUUGUUUGCUCGUCAUGAGGAGGUGAAGGUUAGUUCAGACCUCUGAAGAAGUAAAACACAGACUGUAAAUAAAAGAUGGAGGAUGUGUUUAUUUCAGAGUGUCUCGUUUAAGCUCGAGUGUUGAAGCUCCGCCGCCUGACAGUUGGUGUGUUUAAAAACGGGUCGAACAUGGCGGCGGUCAAUGAACGUACAACGGUCUGGGCCGGGUUGCCAGCAGAGCGUGACAUACGGCAUUCGCCACGGGAGACGGAUCCUCGGCUGACUGCCGUGACAUCCGGGCCAGAACACCGCGUAGAUGUCUCCUCCGCCCGAGCCAUGGAGGAGAAGGUGGCAAGAAGCUCGUCUCCGCGGCGAGUGGCGGCCCCCUCGUUCCCAAAGGUGACUGAGAGGAAACCAGUUAGAGAUGACGGCUUAGAAACGUAAAGUGUUAACAAAUAUAAACGUAAAUAUAUGGAAAUAAUUAGAAAACUUCAAACUGAAAAUAAUUUCAGAGUCACAUGAAGUUUGGAUAAAUUAAAAUUUCAAAAUAAAAGUAAAAUUGUA